Populus trichocarpa (black cottonwood) is the source of this 1530-nucleotide messenger RNA. Its product is annotated as protein DJ-1 homolog A. Gene Ontology annotation, cellular component: cytosol; nucleus. The transcript is spliced from 8 exons. The record is from RefSeq and is a predicted model, not a curated record. Gene Ontology annotation, biological process: protein deglycation, glyoxal removal; guanine deglycation, glyoxal removal. Gene Ontology annotation, molecular function: protein deglycase activity. NCBI's taxonomy places the organism in Eukaryota, Viridiplantae, Streptophyta, Magnoliopsida, Malpighiales, Salicaceae. The coding region runs from base 32 to 1360 and encodes 442 amino acids.
UAAAAAUAAAAUUAAAAAUUAACAAAGAAAAAUGUCAAUAUUAUUACGCCACGUAAUCCCUCCUCCUCACUCUGUUCUCUACUCCACUUCAGAAAAAUCGAAACUCAACUUCCCUUCUUUCCGUAAUCCUCGUUUCUCUUUCUCAUCGAUCAAAGCCACUGCAGCAACUCCGAUGGCUUCCACCACCAAGAAGGUUUUGGUGCCGAUUGCCAAUGGAACGGAGCCGAUUGAGGCCGUCAUAACUAUCGACGUCUUAAGGAGAGGAGGUGCCGACGUGACGGUCGCUUCCAUUGAGAAACAGAUUCGUGUUGACGCGACUUACGAUGUUAAACUCGUUGCUGAUUCUCUUCUUUCUGAGUGCAGCGACGCCGUUUUCGACCUCAUUACUCUCCCUGGAGGGAUACCUGGUGCCACAAAUUUUAAAAAUUGUCAACUUUUAGAAAAAUUAGUGAAGAAACAAGUAGAGGAUGGGAAACUUUACGCGGCGGUCUGUGCUUCUCCUGCAGUUGCGUUUGGUUCUUGGGGUUUGCUAAAUGGAUUGAAAGCGACUUGUCAUCCGUUUUUUAUGGAUGAAUUGAAAUCAAGUGGUGCAAUAACUGUUGAAUCGAGAGUGCACGAAGAGGGGAAUGUGGUGACAAGUCGUGGACCAGGAACUACUAUGGAGUUUGCUGUUGCUUUAGUUGAGAAAUUGUUUGGGAAAGAGAAAGCUGAUGAGGUUUCGGGGCCUUUGGUGAUGCGUUCCAACCAUGGGGAUGAAUAUAGCAUAAAAGAACUAAAUCCAAUGCAGUGGACCUUUGACAAUGUUCCUCAGGUUCUUGUACCCAUUGCUAAUGGCACAGAGGAAAUGGAAGCUAUUAUAAUCAUUGACAUUCUGCGACGAGCUAAAGUAAAUGUAGUGGUGGCCUCAGUUGAGGACAGCUUGGAAAUUUUGGCCUCUCGUAAAGUUAAACUAGAGGCAGAUAUGCUCCUUGAUGAGGCUGCUAAACUUUCAUAUGACCUAAUUGUCUUGCCAGGUGGGCUUGGUGGUGCCCAAGCAUUUGCGAAGUCCGAAAAGCUGGUGAAUAUGCUAAAGAAGCAGAGGGAAUCAAAUAGACCAUAUGGAGCUAUGUGUGCAUCUCCAGCUUUAGUCUUGGAGCCUCAUGGCUUACUCAAGGGUAAAAAGGCCACAGCUUUUCCUGCAAUGUGUAACAAGCUGUCGGAUCCAAGUGAGAUCGAAAAUAGGGUUGUGGUUGAUGGCAACCUCAUCACCAGCAGAGGUCCUGGCACCACAAUGGAGUUUGCCCUGGGAAUCGUGGAGAAGCUGUUUGGGCGUGAUAAAGCGCUGGAGCUCGCAAAGCCAAUGCUUUUCACACAUCCAUAGUGCUAUUAUGUUUGUAACAGUCUAUUUUCGGCUCCUUGAAACAUGUAUUCGAUAUAAGAAAAUGGAAUAAUUGAAUUCAUAUUUGAUUAUGAAUUCAAUUGCUGUCAUUCCCUGUACAAAUGAGCAUUUUCUUUUCUUUAGAGGAUAUAAAUAACUGGCUUUAAAACACU